This is a messenger RNA of Tetrapisispora phaffii CBS 4417, 957 nucleotides long. RefSeq names its product Asi2p (gene ASI2). Lineage: Eukaryota; Fungi; Ascomycota; Saccharomycetes; Saccharomycetales; Saccharomycetaceae. The coding region runs from base 1 to 957 and encodes 318 amino acids. The transcript has a single exon. The record is from RefSeq and is a predicted model, not a curated record.
AUGGAUGAAUACACUUUUAAUAGCGAUUUUGAAAAAUCAAGAAGCAACACCCCAAACGUCGAUGAGCAUUUAAUUAAUGACAACGGUAAUAAUGACGACGAACUAUAUGAACAAUUUGUUAGAGAAUCCAAUGCAUUGAGAAUAAGAGAGGAAGCGCAGGAGACACAGCAGACGCAGGAAGAGUUCCAACGAGAACUGGAAGACACAAUACACGAUAUAUUACGAGAUAUAGAUAGCGGGCUGCAGAAUAGUUCAAAUACCCAACAUCGUAUUGUGAUUACUGCCAAUACCAACAAUAAUGAAAUAAUCGAAUUGAAUAAUGAUAAUUUGCAUAAUGUUAAUAAUCAUCCACUUAACGUACAUAACAGACGCUCGCCUUUCGAAGGUGAAAGAAGACCAUUUCUAAGAACUUUUCUACGAAAUCUAUUAGUAUUAGAUUAUUUUGUCAUACUAUUAUUAUUUCCAUUUUCAUUAUAUAACAUUUUGAAAAGUGGAUUCAGUAUAAUGACAUUCUCUGAGAAUGAUUUUGUUCAAGAAAUGCUUUAUUAUUUAAGUGAUGUUCAAGUGUUCAGCGAGAACUAUAAAUCAUUGCUAAUUUAUAAAGAAAUAAAUUUGGGAUUACUUGGAAAAUUCCAUAAUAUAAUGAUCUAUUAUUCAUCACCGUUGAUUACAACUGUAAUGUCAUUUUUGAAGAGACAUGCACAUAAAGUAUUUACAAACAAAGCGAUAAACAUGAAUUUCAAAAUCCUGAUAAUGAAUGUAUACUCUAAGAGUAUUAAGAUGAUUACACUCACAAUGUAUUUUAUAUAUGGAUUUGGAGGUACAAUAUAUUUAUUAGCAGCUGGAUUUUUUUUCUUAUUAUGUUUUACAAUUUCAGUAGUAAGAAGGUACAAAGGCGUGCAUAGAAUAAUCUCCAAGAGUGUAGAGAGUGUAUCGCAUUUGCCAGGCGUCUUUUAA